AUGCAUGAUUUGCCUUUCCAAUUUGUUAAGUAUGAGGGAAUUAGAACCAUAUUUCAAUAUUUACAUCCUGAUAUACAACUUGUUUAUAGAAAUACUGCUAAGUCGGAUGUUCUUAAAAUGCAUUUGAAGGAAAAAUGUAGGAUAAAAUGCAUGUUGGAUGCAACUCCUGGUAGAAUUUGUUUGACUUCUGAUUUAUGGACUUCUGCAACUACUGAUGGAUAUAUAUGUCUUACUUGCCAUUUCAUUGACAAAGAGUGGAUCUUGCAAAAAAGAGUCUUAAAUUUCUAUUAUAUGCCACCUCCACAUAUCGGUAUAGCAUUGGCAGAAAAACUAUACUCUUUGUUGUGUGAAUGGGGAAUUGAGACAAAGUUAUUUUCUUUAACUUUGGAUAAUGCUUCUGCCAAUGAUGUCUCUGUUGAUAUGUUAGUUACUCAAUUGCAAUUAAAGGGGGCUGUAGUUUGUGAUGGUGAUUAUUUUCAUCUUAGAUAUUGUGCUCAUAUCAUUAAUUUGGUAAUACAAAAUGGGUUGAAAGAUAUUGAUAAUGUUGUUCAUAAGAUUCGGGAAAGUAUUAAAUAUGUAAGAGGGUUACAAGUAAGAAAACAGAAGUUUUUAGAAUGUGUUAAAUUGUUGUCAAUGGACUCUAAGAGAGGUUUGAGACAAGAUGUGCCUAUUAGAUGGAACUCUACAUAUUUAAUGCUUGAAAGUGCAUUGUACUAUCGACGUGCCUUUUGUCAUUUGGAACUAAGUGAUUCAAAUUAUAAGAGUUGUUCUUCUAGUCAUGAGUGGGAGAAGAUUGAAAAGAUAAGUAGAUUCUUGGGUUUGUUUUAUGAUAUCACUUGCAUAUUUUGGAGCACUAAAUAUCCUACUUCAAAUUUGUACUUUUCCUCGGUUUUCUUUUGUUAUGUUACAUUGAAGGAAAAUAUUGAAAGUGAGGAUGAUUACUUGAGAACCAUGGCUAAUCAAAUGCUUAAAAAAUUUGAGAAGUAUUGGUCAGAAUUUAGUUUGAUAUUAACCAUUGCAGUGGUUGUGGAUCCUCGAUAUAAGCUUCAAUUUGUAGAUUGGUGUUAUAGAAAAAUUUAUGGAGCAAGUGGAUCUAGUGAGUUUAUACGUGUGAAGAGCAAAUUAUUUUCAAUAUUUAAGGAGUAUGUUCAAAAAAGAUCUUUGACAUCUUCUACACAUUCUUUGGAUAAAGAAAAGAGUAACACAUCUUGUGGUGUUGGAGAAGAUGUCAUUUCUUUUAGAAAGACAGCUAGUUCCAUUUUAAAGGUAAAUAACUCUUAA
Molecule: messenger RNA, 1281 nt
Organism: Ziziphus jujuba (common jujube)
Lineage: Eukaryota; Viridiplantae; Streptophyta; Magnoliopsida; Rosales; Rhamnaceae
Product: zinc finger BED domain-containing protein RICESLEEPER 2-like
Exons: 1
Coding region: 1-1281 (426 amino acids)
Molecular function (GO): DNA binding
Source: RefSeq, a predicted model, not a curated record